Nicotiana attenuata is the source of this 1550-nucleotide messenger RNA. Its product is annotated as ethylene-responsive transcription factor ERF087-like. The transcript has 2 exons. The coding region runs from base 164 to 1165 and encodes 333 amino acids. Gene Ontology annotation, biological process: regulation of DNA-templated transcription. Gene Ontology annotation, molecular function: DNA binding; DNA-binding transcription factor activity. The record is from RefSeq and is a predicted model, not a curated record. NCBI's taxonomy places the organism in Eukaryota, Viridiplantae, Streptophyta, Magnoliopsida, Solanales, Solanaceae.
UGAAACAACCACUGUUCAAUCAAGAAAAAACAUCCUAAAUCCUAAUCAUCAGUACUCAGUACUAAAUCAAGAGAAUCUGUAUCUCUGCCUCAAUUUCUGGUCAGAAAAUCUCUGCUUUCUCAAUCUGUCAACACGAGGCGGAUCCAGAAUUUAAUCAUUAACGAUGAAUAUCAUCAAAUCAUCCACUUCUUCAACAACUAACAAAAGCACAAAACCAAGAAAGAAUACUGGCAGCAAUGUAAGUAGUACUCAAAGUGGCAAACAAAAUGCAGAGGAACAGCAGAAUAACUGUAGAUAUUUGGGAGUGAGGCGUAGGCCGUGGGGUCGAUAUGCUGCGGAGAUAAGAGAUCCGAAUACGAAAGAAAGGCAUUGGCUGGGAACAUUUGACACUGCAGAGGAAGCUGCUUUGGCCUAUGAUAGAGCUGCACGUUCUAUGCGCAGCAACAACAACAAAUCUAACAAACCAAUUCGGACCAACUUUGUCUAUUCCGACAUGCCACAUGGUUCUUCUGUCACUUGUAUGAUUUCCCCUGACGAGGAAUAUCAUCACCAUUUGCAACAACAUCAACAGCAACAACAAUUAUUGGUUUUUGGCCAGACCGAGAAUGUUCCCGUCCCUACUGUCAACUAUGCGGACUUCAGUCACUUCUCCAUCAGCAACAUGAAUAUUAGCAAUGGCGGCGGUGGUGGUGGUGAAGAUUUUGCAUUACAACAGUACUAUAACUCCAACUACAACAUGCAUAUGGAAGACGAUUACAGGUACGAUAGUAAUAAAGCAACAUCAACAGACUUACCACCAUUGCCUGAGGAUAUAACAAGCAGCGGCAAUUGCUACUACUUCAGUGAGGAAAGUGAUCAAACGACUCAAUUUCCAGCAACAACAGCAAUAUCAUCAGUUUCAGAUAUGGGAUAUAGCAGUAAUAGUACUAGCCUUUUGAACGAAAUGAUAAUGCCAAUGAGUUUUGGUACAAACAAUGAAUAUCAAUAUGGCAUGACAUGUGGAGAACUAGGAGGAGGAAGUACUAUCACUACAACAAGUAGUACAACAACUGGGAGCUAUAACGGUUUCGGGUUUGAUGAUUGUUUACAGCCACUGCAAUAUUGCAGCAGUAACAUUAUGCAAGAUGAAUCCAACAACACUACUUUGGGUUAUUGGUUCUCAUAAGAUCUUCGAGGGCAUCCCAUUUUCUUUUUGUUCAUUUCAUUUAUUUCUUGAGCCGAGGGUCUAUCGGAGGCAAGUUUUUCUAUCAAGAUAUGCGCACACAGUAUCCUCCAUUGAAAAUACACUGUGUAUGUUGUUGUUGUUGUAUCAUUUACUUCAAUGUGUCUUCUGCUAUGGAGAGCUUCCUUUCCAGUGAACUCCACGCGAGUUCGAAUUGGUCGGACCAGUGAAUUUCUACUGGAUGGUUAUAAGAAAAUACUAAAUGAUUAAUUCUCCAUGUGCUUGUUUGUCUUCUUAAUUAUUUGGUCUUACUAAUUACUAAAGCAAUUUCUUCUUCCAUUCAUAUGUCUUACUAUCCUUACACAUACCUUGUAUAACUUGUAUUGAA